Messenger RNA from Tarenaya hassleriana, 1963 nucleotides. RefSeq names its product recQ-mediated genome instability protein 1. Gene Ontology annotation, biological process: resolution of meiotic recombination intermediates; double-strand break repair via homologous recombination. The record is from RefSeq and is a predicted model, not a curated record. The transcript has 8 exons. Gene Ontology annotation, cellular component: RecQ family helicase-topoisomerase III complex; nuclear body. Gene Ontology annotation, molecular function: nucleotide binding. Lineage: Eukaryota; Viridiplantae; Streptophyta; Magnoliopsida; Brassicales; Cleomaceae. Bases 39 to 1907 code for a protein of 622 amino acids.
GAAAUUUGGAGGGAAAAUCCUGGACUUUCGCCGGAGAAAUGCCUAGACGACGCCUGAGGCUCCGUUGCUCGUCCGACGAAGACAACGAAGACGACGAAGCAGAAACAAGAGGAAAUGGGAAUGUAUUACUCAAUCACAGUCUUUCCGACGCUGGGCCACGGGAUAUUUCACCGGCGUCGACUUCGAACGGUAGCCGAAACCCUAGUUCAGGGGAGCGAAUCACCAUCUCCGAUGACGAACUCAUCGAUGUCUCGGAUGACCCUACUCCUCCACCGCAGAGUACUAUUCCUCCCACGCCGUGUCCGGUUACUCCGCCGGACUCGGACAUCGGCGACGACUCGCCGAUUGCGGGGUUUCUUUCUCGAAUGGGGCUUAGACUGAAGAGGGAUUGGUUGGUUGCUUGUCUCACUGAACUGGAGAGGUCCGUUCCUCGGUUUAACAGCCUUGAUGUGGCUGCCAAGGCGAAGCUUUGCUUCGAGCAGUUCCUGUUUUCCGACAUGAAUCAUAGCGGAGGUGGAGUUCUUCCUCGGGAUAUUAGGUCAAUGCAUCUUGUAGAACUCGGUGGUCCGUUUGUUCUCCAGGUUGAUGAGAUUGUAAACAUCGGUUGCCCUCUCAAGGGAAGGUACGAAAAUGCGAAUGCAGGCCUGAAGAGGUGCCUUAAGCUCUCUAUGACAGAUGGUGUUCAACGCGUUUUCGGCAUGGAAUACAGACCCAUAAAGGAUCUCCAAGUCUUGGAUCCUGCUGGUUUGAAGAUUGUGAUCUCUAGCGUUCAAGUUCGACAUGGGCUUCUGAUGUUGGUGCCUGAAGUUUUAGAUGUUUUAGGAGGAGUGGUUGAAGAGUUGGAAGAAGCACGGAAACGUCUAGUUGUUGAAGUAAACAAGCCUCCAAGAGGGAAAAGAACCAGGACUGGAGGGGUUCCUUCUUUGGCAGCUAGAGCAACUCAGGCUGCUUGGUCCCUAAAUGGCAAUGAUAACGAUAGUCGUGUAUAUAGUUCUACCUCAAGAAAUACUAAUCAAUUUCGUGCUGAUGGACAAGGUGAUCCUCUAAAUGAAACUAGAACUGAUAUUGGUCUGAGACAAACAGGGGAACCUCCUGCUUCCAACAGUAUGGAAGCUACUGUAUCAGGGGUUGAGGAUAUGCAGAUAGAUCGAGUUUCUGUUAGUGGGGAAAGAACUGUUUUUUAUUUACCCUCGACUUCUGGUAACAUGCACACGGCACCAUCCACUAUUGGUACUGGCUGCAGUAGUGUGAGAGCUGCUUUCAACAACAACGGCGAAAAUAACUUGGAUCAUCAAACAUCUAGGGUUACCGCAUUUGUUGAGGAGAUGCAUAUGGACAAUGUUCAUGUAUCUGGUCCGGGUUCAGGCACUACAGAACAUGCUGAAUUCAUUAGUAUGGUUGAUGAUGAUUCGGAGAACCCAUUCAUCCUGUCAAGAAACGCAGAAACACCUUUCACUUACUUAGCCAACAUGUCGGCCAGAUGGGCAGCCAUGAAAGACACCGUGCCAUCUGUUCGGGGAAAGAUCAAGUGUUUUCUAACCGGGGUCAAGAAUUUCCGUUAUAAGCAACGUCUGGAAUAUGAGCUUCUAUGUUACGUUGAUGAUGGCAGCCUCAUCUACGAAAUCAUGAUCCAUCACAAGGUUGUAGAGAAAGGAAUAGGGCAUUCGCCCAUGGAAGUCUCGGCUGCUCUCUCCUCUUCAAACCCAACAAUGGCCAGUUCCAUGAAGGAGAAACUGAGACAGUUCCAAAUGUUCCUAGCAAACUUCGAGGGGAAAAUGGUGAUAGAGAUGAACAAAACGUCGGAAUAUCCGAUAGCUAUGGAGGUGGAAGAGGGAUGUUCAUCUUCUGAUGCUUGGUUGCUCUUCCAAAGGCUCAAACCGCCGGAUGCAAUUGUGUUAUCUCCUUGAUUGUGACGAGCAUUGAAUUAUAUAUAUAAAAAAAUGAAUGAAAAUAAAAACAUUUU